Poecilia reticulata (guppy) is the source of this 1895-nucleotide messenger RNA. It is a transcript of the gene mab21l2, whose product is annotated as mab-21-like 2. The record is from RefSeq and is a predicted model, not a curated record. NCBI's taxonomy places the organism in Eukaryota, Metazoa, Chordata, Actinopteri, Cyprinodontiformes, Poeciliidae.
CCCCCUUUCACUCUUCUUAAGGAGCCAUUCAUAAACUACUCAAACCCAGCGCCGAGCUGAGAGUGGACGAAAAGUGAGAGAGGGCAGAGAAAGGCACGAAGAAGAGAUGAAAGCUCCAGCAGCGCGGUGUCUUUAAGCCUGUGCAGCCACCUGGUUCUGACCCAGAACCUGAAUAUGACUCCCUGGAAGUGCUUAUGACCGGGACUGAUCAUCUAGCAGGCUGCUCAGAUUCAUCUCUAUCCGCUUCCUCCUUCUCACACUGACGUCCAUCCGCUGCUAAAAGCAAGAAGAAGAAAAAAGAAAAAAAACUUUGAUCCAACAUAUUUUUUUCCUUUUUUUUUCUUUCUUUUUUUUUUUUUUCGCUGCUCUGGAAGCUUUUGCCUCUGGCUUUACCGGUAAGCGUUGGAUCCGUCAACUUACUGCGACUCUCCGGUGUACAGCCCGGACCUCUGCCCCAACAUGAUCGCGACGCAGGCGAAGCUGGUGUACCAGCUCAACAAAUACUACAACGAGAGAUGCCAAGCGCGCAAGGCGGCCAUUGCGAAGACCAUAAGGGAGGUUUGCAAAGUGGUGUCGGAUGUCCUCAAGGAGGUGGAGGUGCAGGAGCCCCGCUUCAUCAGCUCCCUCAGCGAGAUCGACGCGCGCUACGAGGGGAUGGAGGUCAUCUCCCCGAACGAGUUCGAGGUGGUGCUCUACCUCAACCAGAUGGGGGUCUUCAACUUCGUGGACGACGGCUCGCUGCCCGGCUGCGCGGUGCUGAAGCUGAGUGACGGCCGUAAGAGGAGCAUGUCGCUGUGGGUCGAGUUCAUCACCGCUUCGGGCUACCUCUCGGCCCGAAAGAUCCGCUCCCGGUUCCAGACUCUGGUGGCGCAGGCCGUGGACAAGUGCAGCUACCGAGACGUGGUGAAGAUGGUGGCCGACACCAGCGAGGUCAAGCUGAGGAUCAGGGAGCGGUACGUGGUGCAGAUCACCCCCGCCUUCAAGUGCACGGGCAUCUGGCCCAGAAGCGCGGCGCAGUGGCCCAUGCCGCACAUCCCCUGGCCCGGACCGAACCGGGUGGCCGAGGUCAAGGCGGAGGGCUUCAACCUCCUGUCCAAAGAGUGCUACUCGCUGACGGGGAAGCAGAGCUCGGCGGAGAGCGACGCCUGGGUGCUGCAGUUCAGCGAGGCCGAGAACAGGCUGCUCAUGGGCGGCUGCAGGAAGAAGUGUCUGUCGGUCCUGAAGACUCUGAGGGACCGGCACCUGGAGCUGCCGGGCCAGCCGCUCAACAACUACCACAUGAAGACCCUGCUGCUGUACGAGUGCGAGAAACACCCGAGGGAGACGGACUGGGACGAGUCGUGCCUGGGAGACCGACUGAACGGCAUCCUGCUGCAGCUCAUCUCCUGCCUGCAGUGCCGCAGAUGCCCCCACUACUUCUUGCCAAACUUGGACUUGUUUCAGGGAAAGCCUCACUCGGCCCUGGAGGCUGCGGCGAAGCAGACGUGGAGACUAGCGAGAGAAAUCCUCACCAACGCCAAAAGUUUGGACAAAUUAUAGAACAAGCGCCGAGAGACUUUUUUUUGUUUGUUUGUUUUGUUUUUGGGAUCAAAUCUAUAAGACUUCUGCAACCGAGUCUCCAAGAAAUGUGAAAAAGAAAAAGCCGCAGCAAAGCAAACCCUUUGAAUAAAUCGGAGCAAAUUGGGCCGCUACCGCAGAAACAAGUGAAGGUACAAAUUUCUGAUAAAUGUUCCUACAUUUCCUUCUGUCUUCUUGAAAUGUUUUCACAAAGUGAAGAACCUUUUAUUUAAAUAUAUGCACAAAAUCGCUAAGUGAAAGAUUGUAGUGUGCCAAGUUCAUUUUUUUUUCCAUUAUGUGACUUCAGAAGAAAUGUUAAUAAAAUGUUGCAAAUUAAA